Bacillus rossius redtenbacheri is the source of this 495-nucleotide messenger RNA. Its product is annotated as mucin-5AC-like. The coding region runs from base 1 to 495 and encodes 164 amino acids. NCBI's taxonomy places the organism in Eukaryota, Metazoa, Arthropoda, Insecta, Phasmatodea, Bacillidae. The record is from RefSeq and is a predicted model, not a curated record. The transcript has 3 exons.
AUGUCGUUCGGCCAGCUGCCCGAGCCGGGCCGAAUGUUGCCUUGGACGGGCCCGAUACUCUUCACAUUCGCCUCCACCUUCACCACCGAUACCCCCAACACCUCCAAAUAUGCCACCAAAGCCUCCGCCGCCUCCACCACCAACGCCACCACCGCAUCCACUGUCAAUAACAUCAAAACAUCCAACACCAGUACCCCAACCAUAUCCAACACCAGUAAUCAAACCAUAUCCACCACCAGUACCCCAACCAGCUCCACCACCAGUACCCCAACCAUGUCCACUACCAGUACCCCCACCAAAUCCACCACCAGUACCCCCAUCAGCUCCACUACCAGUACCAAUACUAGAUCCACCACUAGCACCCCUACCAGUUCCACCACCAGUACCCCCACCAGUUCCACCAUCUGUAACACCACCAGCUCCACUACCAGUACCCAUACUAGAUCCACCACUACCUAUUCCACCAACAAGACUCCCACCAAUUCUGCCUCCUAG